Cydia splendana is the source of this 1206-nucleotide messenger RNA. RefSeq lists its product as uncharacterized. Gene Ontology annotation, molecular function: nucleic acid binding. The transcript has a single exon. The record is from RefSeq and is a predicted model, not a curated record. Lineage: Eukaryota; Metazoa; Arthropoda; Insecta; Lepidoptera; Tortricidae. The coding region runs from base 1 to 1206 and encodes 401 amino acids. Gene Ontology annotation, biological process: DNA integration.
AUGCGACAAAACACGCGCAUAAGUUCCGCACCGGGAGUGAACGACGAGAUGAAAUCACCCAUGAUUCUCGACGGCCGCCACUACAUCUCACGACUCUUGAUCCUCCACGAACAUGUCAAAGCCGCGCACCAAUUUAAUGAGCUCGUUUUGAAUGAACUUCGGCAAAGAUAUUCGAUCUUAAGAGCCAGAGGAACCAUCCGUAGCGUAGCAAGCGCCUGCUUGAAGUGUAAAAGAUGGAACACGCAACCUAUUCAACCUCAGACCGGUAACUUACCACCAGAACGUCUUGAUCACCACAAAAGACCAUUCACCCACGUAGGCCUUGAUUACUUUGGCCCGAUCCUAGUAACGCUAUAUCGACGGAGCGAGAAACGAUACAUCGCCUUAUAUACGUGCCUCACAACCAGAGCGCUUCACCUCGAAAUCGUGAACUCACUCACUGCAGAUAGUGCUAUAAUGAGCCUCAGACGCUUCAUUGCUCGCCGAGGAUCGCCCACCACCAUAUUUUCCGAUAACGGGACUAACUUUGUUGGCUCUUCCCGCGAACUGCGCUCCCUACAUGACAACUCGGUCGUAGAGUACGCCACUAAUCACAAAAUCGACUGGCGCUUCAUCCCACCAGCAUCCCCGUUCAUGGGCGGCGCCUGGGAGCGGCUUGUGCGGACAGUGAAAGCAGCCCUCAGAUCUUGCCUAGCAAAUCAACCACUGAAGGAAGAAGUCUUGUCAACACUCCUACUCGAGGCUGAAUCGAUAGUGAAUUCCAGGCCACUCACGUACGUCCCGUCUUCCCCAGAUGCACCAGAGGCGCUAACACCAUUCCAUUUUAUCCUCGGCUCCUCAUCAGUCGUUCCAUGGACCACGUCGCUGACAGACUCAGACCUAUCCCGACGAUGUGACUGGCGGAGAACCCUCCGCCUAGCAGAUCAGUUCUGGGCACGAUGGCUACGCGAGUACUUACCGACGCUUCGAACGAGGGGACCCAACAACAACGCGUUAAAUCUUAGCGAGGGUGAUGUGGUGUUGAUCGCCGAUCCUACCCUUCCUCGUGGUUUGUGGCCACUAGGAACGGUAGCAAAGGUCUACCUAGGACCCGACGGAGCGGUCCGCGUGGCAGACGUCCACACCAGAGGGGGCGUGCUGCGCAGACCGGCCCGGAAACUUAUCCUGAUGGAGGCCGCGCCCCAGCCAGUAGCCACCAGUGGUUAG